AUGAAAGUUACAUCUUCUUCCGCUGGCUCUUCAGCGAGUUUUUUAUUAUCUGGACGUGACGACUCUACCAGAUCAGAGUUAGAUCGUUUACGCCGAGAAGUAAUGGAAAAGAAAGGACAAAUUGACAUUUUAGAACGAGAGGCAUCAAAAGUGGAUGAAAUUCGCGAUUUUCUUAUUGGGUUAAUAGAAGACUUUCAGAAGCUCGGCCAAUAUCAAUUUUUCGAUUCGAAUGAAGAUUUACAAAAAUUACUUAAAAAUCCUGUUAACGGCAUUACAUUACUUCGAAAUGGCAUCAAUAAUCUAAUUACUAAACAUCAAAAUUUAAGUUCAAAUUUCGAAUUGCAAAUGAAAAGAAACCUUUUUCCUUUAGAACAAGAGCUAGAUCAAGCAAAAAAGAUUAACGAAGAUCAAAAUAAAGGUUUUACUAGUGAUUUGGAAGAAAGAACUCAUAAACAAAAUAUAAUUAAAUAUAUUGAGGGCGAAAAAACAAUAUUCCACCGAACAAUAUUAAUGAAAACAGCUGCUUACGAUCGUCAUCAAGAGAAUGAUAAAGGAACCAUUAUUUUAGUUCAAAAUCAAAUGCAACAAGUUCAAAAUCAAUUAUCUGAUGCUAAAAAAGAAUUAGAGAAUAAAGAAGCAGAAUAUAGAUCAUUAACAUCUCGUGCACAAGAUAGACAAUCGUUUGAAGAAAAACAAAGACAAGAUUAUCAAGAAUUAUUAGCCCGCGUUGAGAAACUACGUAAAGAUUACCAAGCAGAAUCUCAUAGUCAUAACCAAUGUCAAGCAGAUCUUGACGCUGCUAAGAAUGAAUUACAACAAUUAACUUUAAUGGUUGGAUCUUACCGCGACAACAGAAAAACUCAGCAGCUUCUUGGAGAAGAAGCAGAGAAUAGGCGUAUUCAUUCUAACUUUGCUAUCGAAAAAGUCGAAGCAGAUAGAAAACAACAAAAAGAAGAAAAGAAAACUAUUGAACUUGAAAAACAAGUUUCUGUUCUCCAACAAAACAUUGCAAACUUGAACGAACAGAUUGUAAUUACUGAACAAAAGCUUCAGAUGCAGAUGAUCAAGAUUCCAGACUUUGCACAGUUACAUCAAGCUCUUGAUCGCUCACUUGCAAUGUCUAAGAAGUUCAGAGACCAAGUCAUGGAAACAAAGUACAUGCUUGAUGAAAUUCGAGAGAAGAACAGAAUUCUCGAACAGAUGGAAAUACACGACUCAAAAGUUAGAACGGCUCAGCUCAAAAUACCACUUCCUAUUGAUGUGACACAGCCAAAGAAGUCUGAUGAUGACAUUAAAAAGGCACAGGAGAUGUCUCCAAAAGAAUUAGAUGAAUCUGUGAAAAUUAUUCUUCAGAAUUAUGAUAAUUUGUAA
This is a messenger RNA of Trichomonas vaginalis G3, 1371 nucleotides long. RefSeq lists its product as uncharacterized. The record is from RefSeq and is a predicted model, not a curated record. The transcript has a single exon. Lineage: Eukaryota; Parabasalia; Trichomonadida; Trichomonadidae. The coding region runs from base 1 to 1371 and encodes 456 amino acids.